This is a messenger RNA of Scaptodrosophila lebanonensis, 2143 nucleotides long. RefSeq names its product T-box protein H15 (gene mid). Gene Ontology annotation, biological process: heart development; cell fate specification; positive regulation of DNA-templated transcription. NCBI's taxonomy places the organism in Eukaryota, Metazoa, Arthropoda, Insecta, Diptera, Drosophilidae. The record is from RefSeq and is a predicted model, not a curated record. Bases 311 to 2143 code for a protein of 610 amino acids. Gene Ontology annotation, cellular component: nucleus. The transcript is spliced from 4 exons. Gene Ontology annotation, molecular function: DNA-binding transcription factor activity, RNA polymerase II-specific; RNA polymerase II cis-regulatory region sequence-specific DNA binding.
CUUGGCCAAUUUCACACUGCGCGUUGUGUUUGCAUUUUCAAGUAGUUGUUGAUUUACCGUGAAGAUACAUUAUCCGCAAGAUACACACACAUAACUAAAGAAGUACAAGUGUUGCUUUCUCCUUAAAACAUUUCAAUCAGCGUCCGCAUCGAAGCGUACAAAUAAAAAUGCAAAAUUCCUAAAGUGCAAAAGUGUUGACAAGUGCAUGCCUAAAGAUACAUAUACUUAUAUAGUAUAGUAUUUGUAUUCCAAACUCUGAGCUCUCGGCAGUGAAUUCUGUUCAGCAUAAACAAUAGAUACAGCAGACAAAAUGCUCGUGGGCUCACAUCCCUAUCUCUGCAAUGGUGUGUUGCCACCUGUGCCUGCCGCGGCGGCACCAAGCACAACAACAACAACGACAGCGAGCAAAAGUGCCGCCGGCUCUGCUACGGAUUUCUCGAUAGCAGCCAUUAUGGCGCGCGAAGAUGCCUCCAGUCGGGAGUCGUCGCUGCGCAGUGCAAGCCCAAUUUCAGUUGAGGACGAGGUUGACGUUGAUGUCGUUGACUGCAGUGAUGUUGAGGAGCCGCCAGCCAAGGCGCGUCGUCUGAACCACCAUCACCACCACCAGCACCACCAUCAUAACAACAACAACAGCAUUCACAAUAACAACAGCCCGGCACACAUCAACUCCAAUUCCACCAACAGCAGCAGCAACAACAACAACAACAACCUUAGCAGCAAUCACCACAGUGGCGGCAAUCACAAAAGUCGCAGCGCCGGCGCCGAAUCCCAACUAAACACAAGCUCCACCAGCAGCCAAGGACGCUGCUCGACGCCACCGCAGUCCCCGGGCACCGAGGACAGUGAAGAGCGCUUGACACCCGAACCGGUGCAGAAGGCACCAAAAAUUGUCGGUUCCUGUAAUUGUGAUGAUCUCAAGCCGGUGCAGUGUCAUUUGGAGACCAAAGAGCUGUGGGAUCGUUUUCACGAGCUGGGCACUGAGAUGAUAAUAACAAAAACUGGCAGACGCAUGUUUCCCACUGUGCGCGUGAGCUUCUCGGGUCCGUUGCGCCAGAUCCAGCCAGCCGAUCGGUAUGCAGUGUUGUUGGAUAUAAUACCGAUGGACUCGAAACGCUAUCGCUAUGCAUACCAUCGCUCGGCCUGGCUGGUGGCGGGAAAAUCCGAUCCGCCACCCCCCUCACGCAUUUACGCGCAUCCGGACAGCCCCUUCAGCUGCGAGGCGUUGCGCAAACAAGUUAUUUCGUUCGAGAAGGUGAAGCUGACAAAUAACGAAAUGGAUAAGAACGGACAGAUCGUUCUCAAUUCCAUGCACCGCUAUCAGCCGCGCAUUCAUUUGGUGCGCUUGGCGCAUGGCCAGAGCAUACCCACCAAUCCGAAGGAGCUGCAGGAACUCGACCACAAGACCUAUGUGUUCUCUGAGACCGUCUUCACCGCCGUCACCGCUUACCAAAAUCAGCUGAUAACCAAAUUGAAAAUCGACUCGAAUCCCUUCGCCAAAGGCUUUCGCGACUCCUCGCGCCUCACUGAUUUCGAUCGCGAUCCCAUGGAGGCGCUGCUGCUCGAGCAACAACUGCGCUCGCCGCUCCGCCUCUUUCCCGAUCCGCUGAUGCAACAGUUCGCCGCCCAGCAGGGAGCACCCGAUCCCGCGUCGAUGGCCCUCUUCGAGAAGGCGCGUCAGCAUCUGCAAAUGUUUGGCGGCAACUCGCCGUACGCGCAGCUGAUGAUGCCACAAAUGUAUCAGGCAGCGGCCGCCGCCGCCGGUCCCCCACCCCCGCCACCGGGUCUGGGCGCCUUCCACAUGUUCCAACAGCAAUGGCCACAGCUGACCGCCGGCUUCCUGGCCAGCGCCAAUCAGCAAGCAGCCGCUGCCCAAGCCGCCGCCCAGGCGCAGGCUCAGGCGCAAGCGGCUGCUGCAGCCGCCGCCGCCGCUGCGGCCAAUCGCACGCCACCACCACCGCCCACUGCGUCGACGCCGUCCUCCACAUCGUCAGGUUCACCCUCCCCCGACAUGCGGCCGCGCCAGUUCCAACGCUUCAGUCCAUACCAGCUGCCGCUGCAGACGCAAGCGGCGCCGCCGACCGCAACGACAUCUGCGUCCUCUCCCGCGGGGCAUGCCCCACCCCCCCGCAGUCCAGCUAAUUAA